AUGGAGGAAGAGGACGAAGCUGGCAAAACGACAAAAAGCCCGGGCGGCAGUGUGGGCGGCACAGGGCAGGCGUGGGCGGAGGAUCGGCGGAGGGUGGUUGCGGCGGCGGUGGAUUGUCUGGGGUAUGUGAUUGCAGCGAGGGUUGCGGGCUGCGGCGACCCCAAGAACGCGUGGACGGCUGACGUGGCGGCGGGUUUUAAGGCGGUGUUGGAUCACUCUGUAGCGAGUCAGCCGAAGGUUCGCAGCGUGGCGCAAUCCGCCCUCCUGAAGCUUCUCAGCACCUUCCGCGCCUCUCCCGCCGCCCUUGCCGCUGCCUCCACAGCACUCGUCGAUUUCGCCGACGCCCUCAUCGUCCGGGCGCUCGCUCCUUCCAAGCAGCUCGAACAGCCACGUCAGCAGCCACGUCAGCAGCAGCAAUCGUUACAAGAGGCAGCUGCGACAUCAGCGGCAGCAGUGCUCCGUUUCAUCUCCUGCCUCCGCCCGCUGCUCCCGCUCCUCUCCCCUCCCUCCCUGCCACGUGUCACUCUCCGAUUGGUCGAGCUUCUCGAGAUUCGACACCCUCUUCUCGCCUGCCGUGUGCUGGACGCCCUCCACUCGCUUAUGUCAGCUCCAGCCCCGGCCACGUCAGCUGCAACGUCACCCGUCUCUAAAUCCCUCAUUUCAGAGGUGGUGGCGCGAUUGCUGAAGCAGGAGGGGGAGAGACAGGCGAUGGGGGGAGGGGCGGGCGGCGGGUGGGGGGCAGGGGGCGGGGGAGGCGCAGGGGGGAGGGGGAAAACGGAUGUAGCAGCGGUGCGCGCUCUGCUGGAGUGCGUGCGGGCGGCGUUGAUUCGUCUGCAUGCGAUGGACGCUGAGGCGUGCGUCAGCCUGCUGCCGUCCACGUUCUUCACUCUCAUUGACAACCUGGCGAGUGGGCACGAGGAGGUGGCAUUCGCCACAGCGGACUGCCUCAAGGCGCUCAUCUCCUCCUGCCUCGACGACAUUGCUGUCGCCGCCUCUGCUGGCGUCAGGGUGGAGGUGGCGUUCGCCACGGCGGACUGCCUCAAGGCUUUAAUUUCCACCUGCCUCGACGAUGCUGCUGUUGCUGCCUCUGCCGCUAUCGUGCAGCAGCGCCAGGCACAGGAAGGCGCAGGGGCGGAAGCAGGGGGAGCAGGGGGAGGGGGAGGGAAGGGGAAAGCGCCGGUGGAGCGGGUGUGUGUGGCAGUGGAGCGGGCGCUGGGGUAUCAGCAGGGCAGAGUGAGGAGAGAGGAGAAGCGUGGCAUGGAGGGAAGGAAGCAAGUCACGAGUGAGAGAAGGUGGCAAGGGGAAAGCGCCAGUGGAGCGGGUGUGCGUGGUGGUGGAGUGUGUGUGUGGCGGUGGAGUGUGUGUGUGGCGGUGGAGUGUGUGUGUGGCGGUGGAGUGUGUGUGUGGCGGUGGAGUGUGUGUGUGGCGGUGGAGUGUGUGUGUGGCGGUGGAGCGGUCGCUGUGUACCAGUUCCGUCCCUCCUCCCACCUGUUCCUCGCGCCAACCCUCACCACGCUGGCUGAUUUACACGACUUACCAGACACAGAGAUGGCUCACCGCAAGCACCUGCACGCUGCUCUCGGCGCUGCUGUUGCCGCCAUGGGUCCCUCCCGCUUCCUCUCCAUCCUCCCCCUUGGCCUCGACCCCGAACCUGCUCCCGCACCUGCUGCCGGACCUAGUGCUGCAGCAGCAGCAGGAGCAGGAGGAGCGGCUGCAGCAUCAGCCAAUCCCGCGGCGCCACGUGUCUGGCUGCUGCCAAUCCUGCGCCGGCACACUGCGGGCGAGUCGCUCUCCUUCGUCCUCACCGCCCUCCUCCCCCUCUCCCACCGCCUCCUGCUCGCCGCCCAGCAAGCCCGCUCGCCCCAGGUCGACCGGCCAAUCGCGGCCAAGCAGCUGGCGGCGCUGCGGGCGGCGGUGUGGUCGCUGCUGCCAGCUGUCGCCAGCCUGGCGCCCGACACUGCGCAGGUGUUUCCGCACUUAGCUAAGCACCUGGCGGAAGCAGUGGCAGCAGGAGGGAAGGGCGAUGAGGGCGAUGGAAUCCGGUCUGCAGUCUGUGUCACCCUGCAGCUCAUGGUGGAUCAGAACCGCAUGGCCAUGGGUCGUCCGCCCCUCUCCAAGCGCCUCACAGCCUUUGAUGGCCUCUCAGGUGCUCCCACCACCGCCCUUGCUGCUGCCAUCACGGACAGUGCUGCUUCUGACUCUGCUGGAGCGGCUGCUGCUGCUUCCUCUGCAGCACCUGAAGCAGAAGCAGCGUUCCGGGCGGCACUAGAGGACGACGACGACACCACCGACGCCGAGCGCCGCGCGUGGCGCCAGCUCACCGCUGACGUGGCAGCCGCCAACCUGGCGGCCAUGUCAGCAUCGGCGCGUCCCUUCCUCCCGAUGCUGUUUGACGCGUUCGUGGCGGCCCCAUCAGCCAAGAGGGGCGAACUUCAGAGCGCCAUCGGGGCUCUCGCUGCUGUGGCUGACCCGGCGGCCCUUCGACUGUUCUUCACCAAUAUCCUGAGCAAACUGCUCUCCGCUACAAAUGCUGCUGCCUCUGGUGGAGCAGCAUCAGGAGCCGCAGGGGGGGAUGCGAGCAAGGAAGCUGGAGAGAAGAGGGCCAUGCUGAUGGAUCUAUCGCUCUCCCUGCUACCUGGCUUGGACGUGGAGUGCUGCCGAGCGCUCUACAACGCAACGAGGCCUGCCAUCCAGGACAAGUCGGCUGCCGUGCAGAAGAAGGCUUACAAGCUCCUCGCAUCACUGCUUGAGACUCACCCAGAGCUCCUGAGCCAGCAAUCAGAGGUCGCAGCAGGAGGAGCAGAAGGGGCAGCAGCAGCAGGGAGAGGCGUGUUGGCAAGGGCGGUGUUGCAGGAGGUGCUGGUGGGAGUGGGACGGGUGCACUCGUCCAUACCUCUUCCGUUUCCUCCCAUCUUCCACCCACCCCGUCCUGAAGUGCAGACCCACCCAGAGCUCCUGAGCCAGCAAUCGGAGGCUGUGGCAGGAGCAGCAGGAGGAGGAGAAGCAGCAGCAGGGGGGGGCGUGUCAGCAAGGGCAGUGUUGGAGGAGUUGCUGAUGGGCGUGGGUGGGGUGCACUCGCCGUCUCGCCACUACCGCAUGAAGAGCCUGUCAGCCGUGCUGCUGCAUCUGGCUCAUUCCGAUGUCCCCGCUUUUCACGAGGCAGUGGCUGCCACUCUCACUGAGAUUGUGCUGUCCGUGAAAGAGGUGAACCGCAAGGCCCGGGAUGCAGCCUAUCAGCUCAUCAUAGCUCUCGCCAAGGAGAUGCAGCGACUGGCAGACGAGCAGCACGAGCAGAAAUUCUUGGCGGCUGGAGGGAUCAUGUACGGCGGCUUCAGUGGCGAUCAGUCCAUGGAUGGUGCUGGUUCCGCUGAUGAUGAUGAUGCCGAUUCACCCUUCCUCAAGUUCUUCACCAUGGUGAUGGCAGGGCUAGCCAGCAGCACCCCGCACGGCCAGAGCGCAGCAGUGAUGGCCCUGGCUCGCCUCAUCUUCCACUUCUCCUCCUCGCUGCUCCACCUCGUCCCCUCGCUCCUCCCGUCCCUCCUCCUCCUCUUCCGCUCGCCGCACCGCGACGUGCUCAAGGCGUGUCUGGGCCUGGUGAAGGUGCUAUCUGUGCGCCUGGAAACUGCUGACCUGGAGGCUCACCUGCCGGCGAUCAUGAGUGCUCUGCUGUGCACGAAUGAAAUCGUUGCAACCAGGUUCAAGGCCAAGGUGCGCAAGAUAGUGCAGCGGCUGGCGAGGCGAUGCGGCCAUGCGACGGUGGCAGCAGUGGUGCCGGAGGAGCAUCAGCGCCUGCUCACACACAUCCGCAAGGUGGGUGGGUCUCUUUCAGGGCGGACAGGAGGUGGCCCGAGCAGCCAAGGCCAAGGAGAAGAAGCGUGGUGGAACGGGGGAAAAGGGUGGGCUGGGGGGCGGGAGGUGGCCCGAGCAGCCAAGUCUAAGGAGAAGAAGCGCGGAGGAGCAGGGGCGAAGGGCUCGCAGGCAGGGGAUGGGGAGGAGGGGGGAGAGGGGAGGUCGACCAUGUCGGGCAGAAGCAGGGCGAGAACGAGCGACUGGAGCCACUCCAACCUCUUUUCCGACACGUCAGCGGACGGCGAUUUCAGCGAUGACGAGGAUUACAGCGAUGCUGACGAGGAUGAACGCAGCGUGUUCGGCGGCAAAUCACGCGCCGCCAAGUCAGCAUCCCGCCAGGACGGGUCAAAAAAGUCUGCGUGGUCGAACGCGCUCUCGUCCAGGGCAAGCAAGAAGGCGCAGCACGGCAGGCCGCAGCUGCACGAGCGGAUCACGGAGACAGGUGGCGACACGCCAUUGGACCUGCUCGAUCUAGCAGGCACACGCCGGGCCCUCUCUGCCCCCCUGCUCAAGCCCACCCGCGGGACUAAUUCUUCUGCUGCUGGGGGUCGUACUGGUGCUGGUGGUGGUGGUUCGAAGCGGCAUCGUGAUGGGGAUGGGGAGGAGGAAGGGGGGGAUUCGGGAUUCGAGUAUACAGAGGAUGGAAAGAUAGUUGUUCCAGAUGAGACCGAGGGGGGAGAGGGUGGUAGGGGUGGGGGGAGUGGGAGGAAAGGAGGAACCAGGAAGGGUGUGGGCGCAGGGGAGGAUGACGGAGAGGGGAAUUUGGACUAUGGGGUAAUGGAGGAUGAUGACGUGGCGAUGGGCGAUGCCAGCCUGGCAUCUGCGAGGGCCGCUGAGCUGGCGUUUGGCCGUCGUGUCCGCGGGGCGCGAGGUGCAGGAGGAGGAGGAGAAGGGGGAGAAGAGAGAGGGGGUGCUGGUGCUGGUGGUGGUGGUGGUGGGAGGAAAAAGGCCAAGGCCAAUUCUGGCCAGGCCAUUCCUUCUGGUAAGGAUAAACGUGGCGGGAAGAAGCAGACUGGUAGUGGUAGUGGGUGGUCUUAUACAGGGGAUGAAUAUGCCGCAGGCAGCGGGCGGCGUGCGGGCGGCGAUGUGAAGAAGGAAGGGAAGCUGGAGCCUCACGCAUACUGGCCUUUCAUCCCUCUAGCCCCCCUGUGGCGGUUCACAACACAGCUGGCUGUGUCCUGCCCUGCCGGCCCUCCUCGUAGGGCCACCUUCAUGGAUUCAUACACCAUUGUGUAUGUGAAGUGGAAGUACCAGUAG
Molecule: messenger RNA, 5106 nt
Organism: Closterium sp. NIES-65
Lineage: Eukaryota; Viridiplantae; Streptophyta; Zygnematophyceae; Desmidiales; Closteriaceae
Source: the annotation of a GenBank genome assembly